Messenger RNA from Nylanderia fulva, 2688 nucleotides. RefSeq names its product sodium- and chloride-dependent GABA transporter 1. Gene Ontology annotation, cellular component: plasma membrane. The record is from RefSeq and is a predicted model, not a curated record. Gene Ontology annotation, biological process: amino acid transport; nitrogen compound transport; sodium ion transmembrane transport. Lineage: Eukaryota; Metazoa; Arthropoda; Insecta; Hymenoptera; Formicidae.
AUCUAGUAUUAUUCUGUAACCACAUCUCUUGUGGGGUAGGUCGCAGAUAUCCUGUGAUAAACGCGUCAGUACGUCAAAUAAACCUUGUCUGCUCCGAAAGUGCGCUUCGCCAAACGUCACCUUUGACAAGUGAAACCGGUGCGGGUCAUCCGCGUAUUGAUUCAAGUCGGAGCAUCCUCUCCGGAAGAAUCCAGGAGAUUCGACCCGGAAGCGCGAACCUUCAGACGCGAACGAGUCUUCCUAACAACGUAGCUAACUAGUUCUCGAGUGAUGUAAUGAUUACGCGCAAUACCGGGUCUUACGAUUAUCACGAGACAGAAAAUUGACGAUCACGGCUAGUGCAUUGGAAUCCUUAACGCAUCUUUUGGCUCCAUGGCGGAGAAAAUGUAUUACUGGGGCGAGGAGAAGGAUCAGGUCGACCCCGAUCAGACCUUCAUAGAGUUCAAGGCCAAAUCGGUGGGGACGGACAAGAGACGCGAACCGUCCCGCUCUGUGCCGAAGAUGACUGUAUCCUCGCCGCAGGGUAAAAUGACCGAGCUUGGAAAUAGGGAGGAAGACGCCGAACGCGGCGGUUGGGACAAUAAACUCGACUUUUUGUUCUCUUGCAUAAGUGUCUCCGUCGGGCUAGGAAAUGUCUGGCGGUUUCCUUACCUUUGCUACAAAAAUGGCGGCGGUGCUUUCCUGAUCACUUAUGGUAUCGCGAUGCUAUUUUGUGGAAUUCCUAUAUUUUUUCAAGAAGUCGCUAUUGGACAAUACCUUGGAGCAGGCGGAAUGUCGCUAGUGGGACAAUUGUGUCCUCUUUUGCAAGGUGUGGGAUAUGCUACGAUGACUAUUGUAUUCUUCCUCGACGUAUAUUAUUGUAUAAUUAUUUCUUGGACACUUUUUUACCUUAUAAGCACAUUCGUGAAUAUACCUAAAGUACCUUGGCGUGGAUGCGGAAAUUGGUGGAACACGGAUGAUUGUUUCGAUGCUGAAGAAAGCAAAAGCACUCAUGGACGAAUAAACUGUUCGAAAAUAAUAGUUGCUCAUAAUAAUAAUAAUACCUGCCACCAUACCACGCCGGUAGAAGAAUACUGGGAUCGGCGAGUCCUGGGCAUCACUUCCGGUAUCGAGAGCAUCGGCGGGAUCCAGUGGGAGCUACUAGGCAGCCUGAUUCUCGGCUGGUUGCUCGUUUACUUUAUCAUCCGGCGUGGUCUACAUCAGAGCGGUAAGAUCAUCUGGUUUUCAGCCUUGUUCCCGUACGUGGUGCUUUUCAUUCUUUUGGGAAGAGCGGUGACGUUGAAGGGCUCGUACGACGGUUUGCUUUACUACGUGACACCGCGAUGGGAGGAGUUGCGCAAUCCCGGACCAUGGAUAGACGGUGCUACCCAGAUCUUCUUCGCGUACAGUAUCGGUACCGGUGCCCUGCCCGCCCUAGGCUCGUACAACAAGUUCCAUCACAAUUGUUAUAGAGACGCAAUAAUCACUUGCGUAGUCAAUACCCUGACGUGUCUUCUGGCCGGUUGCGUAACAUUUUCGAUACUGGGUCACAUCGCCCUGGAACAGCAAACGCAGGUGUCCGAGGUCGUCAAGAGCGGACCUGGUCUCGUGUUCCUCACGUAUCCCGAGGUCGUUCUGAAGCUACCCGGUGCUUCGUUGUGGGCCAUUAUAUUCUUCGUGAUGCUGCUCAUACUUGGGAUCGACAGUGAAUUUUGUAUCGUGGAAUCUUUCAUAACCGGUAUGGUUGACUACUGGCCGGAUGUCCUUCGUCCUCACAGGAUCAAGUUCACCAUAGCUAUCUGUCUGAUAAUGUUCGCUCUGGGAGUUCCGAUGGUCACGAACGGUGGAAUUUAUAUUUUCCAACUGAUGGACUUCUACUCCGCGAGCGGUAUGUCUAUUUUGUGGGUGUGUUUCUUCCAAACAAUCGCAAUUUCGUGGAUCUUCGGAGCGAAGAAAUUCUGCGAUUGCGUGCAUCAGAUGAUGGGAAUUCGUUUGAAUAAAUUCUGGUAUAUAUGCUGGGUUCUACUCGCGCCGAUAAUCAUGCUCUUUAUCUUCGUAUUUCAAAUCGUGCAAUAUCAGCCACUCAAAUAUGGCAGCAGUUACAAAUAUCCGACGUGGGCAGACAUAGUGGGAGUAUGCUUGAGUCUUUCAUCUAUGAUAUGGAUACCAGGUUACGCGUUGUAUUACGUAAUAGUUACGCCAGGAUCGUUCAAGGAGAAUAUCCUGAAAGGUCUGCAACCGAACAUAAAAUCGCAUGCAAAGUUACCGAAAGGCGAAAAGUCGGCCGUGAUACCUAUGUCAGAGAGUAGCGCGGGCUUAAUUACGAAAAAUAACAGUUUCCUAAGUCAAACAUGAUUGACGCUAGCGAUAACCUUUAACUCAUAUAUUAGGUUACACUUAUCGUAAAAGUAAUAUUUAUAGUGAGAUAAAUAAAGUGAAAAGAGUCCAGCACAACGACUGGGCAUUCAGUAGUAAUUUGUGUCAAAAAUGGACGCGUGUCAAAUUAAUCGGUUUCAUAUAAUAUGCUCACAAUCAGUAAGACAGCGAUCAUUAUAUUAUUAUAUUUAUUUAAUAUAUAAUCAUAUAUCAUUAUAUUUAUUUAAUAACGUAUUUCUGACAAAGGGGUGUCAAAGAUUCUCUCUUAAUUCCUUAACAGCUGGUCAAUUACAAUAUUUUAAUAUAUUUUUUUAAUUAUAUUAUAUAUUUAAA